GUGUACAGAGAGAGGUAUAUAGAAACAAAAGAGGGAGUAGCAAAAGCCCAAAGAAGCUUCUGUUUGUUCAUGUUCAUGAUAAUCAUCAAACCAAACCCAUAAGCUUUAUUUUUUACUCUCUUCUAUUAUUAUAUCAUUGAGUUUCUGCUCUAAAAACAGCUUCUCCUUUUUCUUCUGCUUGAAACCCAGUUGCGUUUUUGUUUUUUUAUUGGGGUGUUGUUACUGAAACUAAAGCUUUUGUUAAGGCUUUGAUGUCUGUGCCAUUAGAGCAUGAUUACAUAGGCUUAUCCUCAGAGGCUGUUCCUUCAAUGGAAGGCUCUGAGAGGUCCUCAAGUGGAGGUUUAAAUCUCAACCUCAAGGCCACUGAACUGAGACUAGGCCUGCCGGGGUCUGAGUCACCUGAGAGAGAUAAUGGGGUUGGGGUGCUGAAGAGCUUGUUGGUGGUGUCUGGGGCCAAGAGGGGCUUCUCUGAUGCCAUUGAUGGAGGCUCUGGGAAGUGGGUUUUUUCUGGGAAUGGUGGAUCUGAGGCUGAGUUGGGUAAAGGUGGGAACUUGUUCUCUCCUAGAAGCGUUAAUGGUGGUGGGUGUGAAUGUAAUAAUCAGAAUACGGGUUUGGGUAGUCCAGUUCUGAAAGAUGGUGUUGUUCCUCCUCCGUCACCUAAGCCAUUGCAGGAAAAGAAGCCUCAGCUUUCUGCUCCUGCAGCAAAGGCACAGGUUGUGGGAUGGCCACCAAUUCGUUCAUUCCGGAAGAAUUCAAUGGCUACUCAUUCUCCAAAGAAUGAUGAUGAUGCGGAGGGCAAGUCAGGAUCUGGAUGUCUUUAUGUCAAGGUCAGCAUGGAUGGUGCUCCAUACCUGAGGAAAGUUGAUCUCAAAACCUAUGGCAGCUAUAUGGAGCUCUCUUCAGCACUGGAAAAGAUGUUCAGCUGCUUUACAAUUGGUCAGUGUAGCUCUCAUGGAGUUCCAAGCAGAGAUGGAUUGAACGAGAGUCGGUUAAUGGAUCUCCUCAGUGGUUCUGAAUAUGUACUCACCUAUGAAGAUAAGGAUGGUGAUUGGAUGCUAGUUGGUGAUGUUCCAUGGGAAAUGUUCACCGAGUCUUGUAAGAGGCUGAGGAUCAUGAAGAGUUCAGAGGCUAUUGGGCUUGCCCCAAGGGCAAUGGAGAAGUGCAAAAACCGUAAUUAGCGCAAUGCUGCUGCAGUGAUGGAUAUAAUAUUCUAGUGAAGCAUAUGAAUGGGUGUAAGCCAUGAGUGGGUCUCAAAAUUGGGCCCUCUGCUUCCUUUAUAUGUAUGAAUCUAAAUAUUCAAGAUUUGCUGUAAUGGAAAUACAAUGUAGUAGGCAAGAUAUAUCGUUGUAGACGGUUCCAGUUUUCUUAGGUCUGUCACCUCUAUCCUGUCUUUCCCAUGUAAUCUGAUUGCUGAUUGUUAACGCUACAGUAUUAUGUAAAUGUUUUGUUUGCUGUA
This is a messenger RNA of Quercus robur (English oak), 1456 nucleotides long. RefSeq names its product auxin-responsive protein IAA27. The record is from RefSeq and is a predicted model, not a curated record. The transcript is spliced from 5 exons. Gene Ontology annotation, biological process: regulation of DNA-templated transcription. Gene Ontology annotation, cellular component: nucleus. Lineage: Eukaryota; Viridiplantae; Streptophyta; Magnoliopsida; Fagales; Fagaceae. Gene Ontology annotation, molecular function: protein binding. The coding region runs from base 252 to 1178 and encodes 308 amino acids.